AUGAACUUUGGAAAUUUACUACUUGUGACUGUCUCAUUCAUCACCAUCGCAUCAGGGUCCCGGGCACGGUUUGAAGACAGCGCUCCUCGGAUUGUGGAGGACCCCUCGGAUUUGAUUGUUUCCAAGGGGGAGCCUGCCACCCUCAACUGUAAGGCAGAGGGCCGACCCCCUCCCACUAUAGAGUGGUACAAGGAUGGCGAGCGCGUGGAGACGGACAAAGAUGACCCCCAUUCUCACCGCAUGCUGCUGCCCAGUGGCUCCCUCUUCUUCCUGCGCAUUGUGCACGGACGACGGAGCAAACCAGACGAGGGCGUCUACACCUGUGUGGCCCGCAACUACCUGGGAGAGGCCAUCAGUCGUAAUGCUUCACUGGAAGUUGCUCUCCUGAGAGAUGAUUUCCGGCAGGCCCCAAGCGAUGUGGUGGUGGCUGCUGGUGAGCCUGCUGUCUUGGAGUGUCUGCCUCCACGUGGUCACCCUGAGCCUACAGUGUCCUGGAAACGCAACAACGUCCGAGUCAGCACCAAGGAUGAGCGCAUGUCUGUGCGUGGGGGCAAACUGAUGAUCGCUCACACCAGGAAAAGCGACGCCGGCAUGUAUGUGUGUGUAGGCACUAAUAUGGUUGGAGAGAGGGACAGCGAUCCUGCUGAGCUGGUGGUCUACGAGCGUCCGGUUUUGGUGCGAAGGCCGGUGAACCAGGUGGUCAUGGAGGAGGAGACUGUCGACUUCCUGUGUGAGGUCCAUGGAGAUCCCGCCCCAACUGUGCGAUGGCGCAGAGAGGAAGGGGAGCUUCCCCGCGGGAGGUUUGAGAUCCGCAAUGGCAACAGCCUCCGUUUGUUCCGUGUCAAAGAGCAGGAUGAAGGGACGUAUACAUGCACAUCUGAGAACAGUGUGGGCAAGACAGAGGCCUCAGCCAUGUUGCAGGUCCACGUACCACCUCAGAUUGCCACAAAACCUAGAGACCAGAUUGCCACCCAGGGGAGGAGCAUCACCUUCCAAUGCGGCACCACAGGAAACCCUCCACCUGCCAUCUUCUGGCAGAAAGAGGGCAGCCAGAUGUUGUUGUUCCCGGGCCAGCCGCCGUCACAGUCUGGUCGUUACUCUGUCUCCAUGAGCGGAGAGCUGACCAUCACUGAUGUCCACCCAGAGGACUCUGGUUUCUACAUCUGCCAGGCCAUCAGCGUUGCGGGAAGUGUGCUGACUAAGGCGCUGCUGGAGGUGGAGGGAGGCCCUUCAGGCCGUAUCCCACCAAUCAUUCGCCAAGGGCCAGCCAACCAGACUGUAACUCGAGGUUCGAUGGUGCAACUGCACUGCCGUGUAAUCGGAGGGCCCUCAGUCAAGAUUUCAUGGGAGAAGGAUGGAGAGACACUUCAGGGAAAUAAACCUCGACUGACCUUGGUGGAGAAUGGCACCUUGCAAAUUAAAGACAUAAAGGACACCGACUCGGGGAUGUACACGUGCGUCGUUACCAGCCCCACAGGGGAGUCGAGCUGGAGCGGGAUGUUGACUGUCAGAGAGGAUGGAGUUUCUUCGGUAUCCAGAGUUUCUGAGUUCAUCCAGCUGCCAGGGCCUCCACAGAAACCUGUGGUCACCGAAGUGACCAAAAACACUGUCACUCUCACCUGGCAGUCCAAUCCACAUGAGGGCGGAGCCGCUGUCACCUCCUACAUUAUCGAGGCCUUCAGCCAAUCAGUGGGCAGUACCUGGCAAACAGUGGCGGACCAUGUGAAGCAGGAGAGGCACACAGUUGUCGGUCUCUUCCCCAACACAGUUUAUCUGUUCAUCGUCCGAGCAGUCAACUCGUACGGCCUCAGUGACCCCAGCCCAAUAUCUGAGCCUGUCAGGACACAGGAUGGGAGUCCUACAGAACAGGGUGUGGACCACAGACAGGUGCAGAGAGAAUUAGGAGAGGUUUCUGUCUACCUGCAGAAGCCUGUGAUUUUGUCUCCUACCAGCGCCAGGAUUUCUUGGACUGUUGCCCGUCAGUCUCGGUACAUUCAGGGUUAUCGUAUAUUUUACCGGACUAUCGGCAGUUCCUGGUUGGUCCACGAUGUUGAGGCUAUGUCUGACCACAGUACCACAUUAGUAGAUCUACACAGUAAAACAGAGUAUGAGGUGAAGAUACGGCCUUACUUCAAUGAGCUGCAGGGACAUGACAGCCUCAUGGUUCUGCUUCGUACCCCUGAGGAGGUUUUAAAUGCACCUCCGCAGGCUAUAUCAGUGGUGCAGCUCACCAACAGCUCCAGUGUCAGUGUGUCCUGGGAGCCUCCGCCACACAACAUUCAAAGCGGCAGCAUUCGAGAGUACAAGGUCUGGUGUCUGAGCAGCAGCAUGGAGCAGGAGAACCAGAUAAACCGAACAGUGGAUGGAGCGGUUCUGUCCAUCCUGUUGACAGGCCUGCUGCCUGACGUCCACUACACCGUCAUGGUGGCUGCUGUCACCAGCCUGGGUGUGGGUGCUCAAAGCUCGCCUGUCAGCCUGCUUCUCACCGUGCCAGUGGACACGUCAUCCACGACUGUAAAGAAAGGCGGUAAUCUUAGCAUAUCAGAGCAAAUCACAGGCGUUGUCCGCCAGCCGGCUUUCAUCGCAGGGCUGGGUGUGGCUGCGUGGUUGGUCCUGAUGGGUUUCGGUGGUUGGAUGUACUGUCGCCACCGCAGGCGGAAGCAGCUGGGACACUAUACCACCUCCUUCGCAUACACCCCAGCAGUUGGCUUCGCUCACAGUGAAGGAUCUGGAAUCAUCAAUGGAGGGCCUGGCUUGAUGGGAUCAAAUAUGGGUAACUACCCCUGGCUGGCCGACUCUUGGCCCACUCCGAACCUCUGCCAUAACAGUAAAGACUCUGUCAACUGCUGCUCUGGCAAGCUGGACUCUGAAAGAUAUUAUAACACACUUGGCAUCAUCAACUACCCGACCCAGUCAGAGAAACACAGCACGGCGUCCAACGACAGUCCCAUCUACAGCACCAUUAACACAGCUGCUGAGGACGAUCUGUUGGCGUACUACGACACCUAUUCCAGCACAUCCUACAUCCAGGGGCCAGACCCUUACAGCAGCAACCCAAUACUGUCAAACAAUGGCCUUGUGGCUCUGGAGCAGGACCUGGACCAAUGGACAAUCCAGUCUGGUCAGUCUGGGUCUGAGUAUGCCAAACUGCAGUAUACCAAGAAAAACAACGACAAACUGGUAAAGCAGAGGUCAACCGGGUCCACGUCUAAGUCAACUCCUCUCACCUGGGUGGAUGUUUUGUCGCUUCCUCUUCCUGCCAACAAAGACAGAGAUCGUACAAAGACGAAGCAGGAAGAAGAGCAACACAGCUCUGAGGAGGAAGAUGAGGACUGGUGUCCUCCGCUGCCAGCCAGAACCUACCUGAUGGACACUUCCAGGGAGGAACUCUCCAGCCUGCCUCCUAAACCAGACGAGCUGUCCAACACUGCAAUUCUGAUGUCUUCUCCUCAGCGGGACGCACUCAAGCCCAGCGACAGUCCACGGCUGCAGCACUUUGACCUCACGGCCCGCCACCACUUGGGCUCCCAGGUCUCCCAGUCCAACCCAGAUCUGUUUACCAACACCAAAGCCCAGGAUGCCAAUGAGCUUUACCACACUAGCCAAUGGGCAGACCAUUUCAAGGGAGAGAGCCUCAGCAAAGGACAAUCUUUUGCUCCAGCUGCCGAGUCGAGCCCCGCAGCCCAGGCACACAGAUCCAGGAGUAAGAAGAAAACCCCCAAGGAUGGACAGCUGAGGCGAGAGCUACACGUCCAAGCAGAACUCCCCCCUCCACCAGCGCCUCCUCCUGCAGACAGCUCCCUGCAGCUCUUGGCUGACGUUUUGAGCCGCAGCCGAGCAGAUGGCGAAAGAAAAGAGGGCAAGGACUCACUCACUCUUCAGAAAAGGGGAGAACAUCUCUCACUCCAGAGGAGAGGCCCUUCAAAAUGGUCAUCACAGGAUGAGAAUAAUGUAAUCCAGUAUGGACAGCCCAGCUUCCUGCCCAAGGUCCAGAUGUCAGGCUACGGGUCCCUGGGUGGAGGAGCCUUUCCGCGGCCCUCCACCGCUGGCCGGAGGAGAGAUGAGAACCUCAUGUAG
Messenger RNA from Scomber scombrus (Atlantic mackerel), 4077 nucleotides. RefSeq lists its product as uncharacterized. Bases 1 to 4077 code for a protein of 1358 amino acids. Gene Ontology annotation, molecular function: protein binding. Lineage: Eukaryota; Metazoa; Chordata; Actinopteri; Scombriformes; Scombridae. The transcript has 26 exons. The record is from RefSeq and is a predicted model, not a curated record.